This is a messenger RNA of Metopolophium dirhodum (rose-grain aphid), 882 nucleotides long. RefSeq names its product KRAB-A domain-containing protein 2-like. Gene Ontology annotation, biological process: DNA integration. Gene Ontology annotation, molecular function: nucleic acid binding. The record is from RefSeq and is a predicted model, not a curated record. Lineage: Eukaryota; Metazoa; Arthropoda; Insecta; Hemiptera; Aphididae. Bases 1 to 882 code for a protein of 293 amino acids. The transcript has 2 exons.
AUGAAAUAUUAUGAAUUAAUAUCAGAGGUAAAACAACUUAAACUGAAAUCAAGAGGCCAUAAACUUUUGAAAAAAUAUGACGUAAUAACAGUAUCUAAUGUGGAAAAAUUAAUUGUUCAAAAAGGCAGUACUGCAAAGAAAGGUCUUGUUGUAAAACCAAUAAUCUCAAAUGAAUUGAAUUCUAGAUGUCAAUUUGAUCUCGUAGAUAUGCAGGCACAACCUGACGGAAACUAUAAAUUUAUUUUAGUGUAUCAGGAGCAUCUGACAAAAUUUGUUUUGCUUCGCCCGUUAAUGCAUAAGCGUGCUGAAGAAGUAGCUUAUGUAGUUCUUGUUAUUUUUACAACAUUUGGCGCACCAACGAUUCUACAAAGCGACAAUGUCCAAGAAUUCGUGAAUAAAAUAAUAAAUGAAUUAUGUAAUAUGUGGAAAGAUCUAAAAAUUAUACACGAAAAACCGAGACAUUCGCAGUCAAGUCAAGGGUCCGUCAAAAGGGCCAAUCAAGAUGUGGAAAAUAUACUUGCCACUUGGUUACAAGACAACAAAACAAAAAAAUGGAGUGAAGGACUAAAAUUUGUUCAAUUCAUAAAAAAUCGAUCCUUACAUCAUGGAAUAAAAUGCAGCCAAUAUGAAGCAAUGUUUGGAUGUAGUGCUAAAAUUGGAUUAAAAUCAUCGCUACUUUUAAUAUCAAUCAUUAAUAAAUUGAUAACCGAAGAAUAUUUAGAGGCAACUAUUACGUCAAUGAAUACUGGAGAUCAUAGUGAAUUUGAUGAAGCAUUGAUUGAAGAAAAUGAUGAAGAAAAAAAAAUAGAUAAUAGAAUAAAUAAAAUAACUACUGUAAGAACAGAGUCAGUCGAAACUUCGAAAUUCAAGCGAAUCGAAUGA